Messenger RNA from Aspergillus japonicus CBS 114.51, 1464 nucleotides. RefSeq names its product cytochrome P450. The record is from RefSeq and is a predicted model, not a curated record. NCBI's taxonomy places the organism in Eukaryota, Fungi, Ascomycota, Eurotiomycetes, Eurotiales, Aspergillaceae. The transcript is spliced from 3 exons. The coding region runs from base 1 to 1464 and encodes 487 amino acids. Gene Ontology annotation, molecular function: heme binding; monooxygenase activity; oxidoreductase activity, acting on paired donors, with incorporation or reduction of molecular oxygen.
AUGAUCGCCUCUCACCUGCUACCCCCCCUGAUCUUUCUGGAGCAGCAGCCCGCCUACUCCUCGGUUGUGAUCGGGGCCCUGGUGGUGUGCCUCGUAUGCCUGGUCUGGCCGACAGAGAGCGCAAAGAGAGCGCCGCCUGCCCCGAAUUUCGGCGUGCCUCGCAUCGGGGACGCCGCUGCCUUCCUUGCCGAUCCUGUGGGCUUCGUACAGAAGGCCACGCAGAAAUGUGGAUCGAUCUUCCAAAUCAAGCUCCUGGUCGCGAAUCUGGUCUACCUGCGCGGGGUCAAGCUCAAUCGCAUGUAUACCGAUGUCAAGGAGGACACCUGGUCAUUUGGGGGUGGAAUUGGUCUGUUUCUCCGUAAGAUCGCCAAGCCGGGGUACUUUGACCACCUCCGAACGCUCGUGAACUCUCUCAACCGCGGGGUGAACCGCAAGGCAGCGUUGGAGCAUUACUUCCAGCUGAUCGAAGAGGAGGCCGGGAAGGCUCUUCAGGGCUGGAGCCAGCGCGGUGCCGUCCCAGUAUUCGAGGAAACCUCCCGGUUUGUGCACCGGGUGAUUGUCCGGUGCUUGAUGGGUCAGGACUUCUACGACCAUCGUCUGGACGAGCUCUACGAGAUCCUACACCACAUGGAGGCUGACAUCGGGCACCCCUUCAAUCUGUUGCUGCCCGACUGGAUUCCCCACCCCGCGGCGCGCCGGCUGGAGCAGAAUCGAGAUCGCUUUGCUCAGAUCUUCGAGCAGCAGGUGGCCGAUCGGCGCCGGAAUCCGGAGAUCUGGAGGGAUUCCCUCGACUACAUCUCCUUCACCCUGGAGGAUCCCCGCACCGCGCAUCUGGAGGGAUAUCUCCCUUCCCAUCAUACGGUGUUGAUGUUUGCAGCCCACACCAGCACGGUGGCCAGCAUCUCGUGGACCAUUCUUGAGUUACUACGCAACCCUGACUACUUGGCCCAGCUACGGCAGUCCCUGGCCGCGCAUCCGGACGCGCGAAAAUGCCCCGAGCUACUGGCCGGGAUCAAAGAAACGGGCCGGCAUUAUUCAGGCGUGCAUAUGUUUCGCACGACCCACCGUGCGGUCGAGCUGGAGGGAGGCAAGUACCUCGUUCCCCCGAAUUGGAUUGUCUCCAUCUCGCCCUACCUGACCCAUCAUGACCCGGAGAUCUUCCACACCCCACAGCACUGGAUCCCCGAGCGGUGGCUGCAGCCGGACGAUCGGAUGCAGAACCUGAACAACCCCCGCGAGGCGGCAUUUCUGCAGUUCGGCGCCGGCUGCCAUCGCUGCCCCGGGGAGGCGCUGGCCGGGAUCAUCGCCCAGGGUCUCCUUGCAACGCUGGUGCGCCGGUAUGAUAUGGUUUGGGGCAAGGAGGGCCCCCCGACGGACCUGACUGCUCUGGACUUUAGCAAAGUAGGAAGUCCCUGGCUUGAGGGCGAUGCGUCUAUUGCUAUUAGGCCGAAGGUGGCGGAGUAA